Molecule: messenger RNA, 855 nt
Organism: Cariama cristata (Red-legged seriema)
Lineage: Eukaryota; Metazoa; Chordata; Aves; Cariamiformes; Cariamidae
Product: E3 ubiquitin-protein ligase RNF170-like
Exons: 5
Coding region: 1-855 (284 amino acids)
Molecular function (GO): ubiquitin protein ligase activity
Source: RefSeq, a predicted model, not a curated record
AUGGUGCCCAUUGGGGUGGUGAUGAGGGUUUUCUCACUGGACACGGGGGUUGAAUCUCUGGUCAGUGAAAGCACUACACCAGCAUUCCCUACGCGGGUGAAGGCUUUCACCACUGAGAAUUAUUUAAAAGGUGACCACUACUGCUCCUGGAAAACGCCAAACCCAGCCCAGUUCUUUCCAAGAAUACUCUUGUGCACGUGCGAGGAUGCUGGGUCCCCCCAGCUUUACAACAUGACGGGGUCUUCCUUGCAAAUGGAAUCACUCCAAAUUUGGCAACCUAGUAAUCACAGUGACUCCAGCUGCCCCAUCUGUCUCCAGACAGCGACUCUACCAGUAGAAACCAACUGUGGACAUUUAUUCUGUGGUUCCUGUCUGAUUACAUACUGGAAACAUAGUCCCUGGUUAGCAGCAAUAACCUGCCCUCUCUGCAGACAAAAAGUGGUUCUUCUGGAUAACAUUUCUUGUGAAAAGCAACAAGAUAAGCCAAGUAAACAAACUGCACAUGACAUUAGAGAUUACAACAAGCGUUUCUCAGGGCAGCCUCGACCCUUUGCAGAUUACCUUUACGACAUGCCGUUAUUCCUGACUCUUGCCUUGCGAGGAAUCUUCACCUGGGAUGGUCUUGUAUGGAUUUUUUUCCUAAGAGUUGCUGUUUGCUCCUUUGGAACUAUCAUAUGCUUGUCUUCUCCAUUUGACAUGAAGCCUGGGCCUCUCUGUAGGACGCUUGGAACAGCUGAUGACAUGGUGGUUGUUUCCCUUCUUUUAAUUUGCAUGAUAAACAUUUGUCAGCAAAUUGCAUCUAAUGGGGUCAAUAUGGCAAGGUCUGCAGCUCCGAGCGUGCUGUCAGAGUCCUGA